AUGUUUUUUUACGCAUGCCGAGCUCGAGCCAUUUGGGCGCCGGUACGCAGUGUCCGAUCUAAUCCAGUACUGGUCUCGCGACGUAUGCUGCGCGCUGCGCCCCAGGCAGGCGCGGGACCAUUGAUGGAGCGCAGAGCAGAUCGAGAGCUUCCAGAGCUUGAACAAGUAGGCCGGCGCUGGCUUAGCAGCGGUGCCAUAUUUGUCGCCCUUGUAGCUGCUUCUGGACUUGCUCUCUUCAACUAUCAGAAGAGCUCCUCAUCGGUCGUCGCUUCGACCCUCUUUGCUCUCCGUACUUCUGCCACAGCGCGUGCCGCUCUCGGCGAUGAAAUCUACUUUGCCCACUAUAUGCCUUGGAUCUGGGGCGAGAUCAAUCAAUUACACGGCCGUAUUAAUAUCCACUUCUCAGUGAAGGGAACCAAGAACUACGCUACAGUACGUUUCAAGAGUAUGAGGCCAACUCGCCAGGGCGUCUUUGAAACCAUAGAGUGGAGCCUUGAGAUGCCGACCGGUGAAAAACUUGAUUUACUCAAAGCCAGCCACGAGCCUCCUAUAAUCGUCGACCAGCACAAUCUUGCUGCUCGUGUGGUGAAUAAGGCUGCAUAA
Molecule: messenger RNA, 603 nt
Organism: Blumeria graminis f. sp. triticale
Lineage: Eukaryota; Fungi; Ascomycota; Leotiomycetes; Helotiales; Erysiphaceae
Source: the annotation of a GenBank genome assembly